AUGGUGGCCCCCGGCUCCGUGACUAGCCGCCUGGGCUCGGUGUUCCCCUUCCUGCUCGUCCUAGUGGACCUGCAGUACGAAGGUGCUGAAUGUGGAGUGAAUGCAGAUGUUGAGAAACAUCUUGAAUUGGGGAAGAAAUUGCUUGCCGCUGGACAGCUGGCUGAUGCGUUAUCACAAUUUCAUGCUGCAGUAGAUGGUGACCCAGAUAACUAUGUUGCUUACUAUCGAAGAGCUACUGCCUUUUUAGCUAUGGGAAAAUCAAAAGCAGCACUUCCUGAUUUAACUAGAGUGAUUGAAUUGAAGAUGGAUUUCACUGCAGCAAGAUUACAGAGAGGCCAUUUAUUACUCAAACAAGGAAAACUUGAUGAAGCAGAAGAUGAUUUUAAGAAAGUGCUCAAAUCUAAUCCAAGUGAAAAUGAAGAAAAGGAAGCCCAGUCCCAACUUAUAAAAUCAGAUGAAAUGCAGCGUUUGCGUUCACAGGCCCUUCAUGCUUUUGAAAACUCAGAUUAUAUUGGUGCUAUAACCUCCCUUGACAAGAUUUUAGAGGUUUGUGUUUGGGAUGCCGAUCUACGGGAACUUCGAGCUGAGUGUUAUAUAAAAGAAGGGGAACCUAGGAAAGCAAUAAGUGACUUAAAAGCAGCAUCAAAAUUGAAAAAUGACAAUACUGAGGCUUUUUAUAAAAUCAGCACACUAUACUACCAACUAGGAGAUCAUGAACUAUCCCUCAGUGAAGUUCGGGAAUGCCUUAAAUUGGACCAAGAUCAUAAAAGGUGUUUUGCACACUAUAAACAAGUAAAGAAACUUAACAAGCUGAUUGAGUCAGCGGAAGAACUCAUCAGAGAUGGCAGAUACACAGAUGCGACCAGCAAGUAUGAAUCUGUCAUGAAAACAGAGCCUAGUAUAUCUGAAUAUACAAUUCGUUCAAAAGAAAGGAUUUGCCACUGCUUUUCUAAGGAUGAGAAGCCUGUUGAAGCUAUUCGGGUGUGUUCUGAGGUUUUACAGAUGGAACCCGACAAUGUGAAUGCUCUGAAAGACCGAGCAGAGGCCUAUUUAAUUGAAGAAAUGUAUGAUGAAGCUAUUCAGGAUUAUGAAACUGCCCAGGAACACAAUGAAAAUGACCAGCAGAUUCGGGAAGGUCUAGAGAAAGCACAAAGACUAUUGAAACAGUCACAGAAAAGAGAUUAUUAUAAAAUCUUGGGAGUAAAAAGAAAUGCCAAAAAGCAAGAAAUCAUUAAAGCAUACCGAAAAUUAGCAAUGCAGUGGCACCCAGAUAACUUCCAGAAUGAAGAAGAAAAGAAAAAAGCUGAGAAAAAAUUCAUCGACAUUGCAGCUGCUAAAGAGGUCCUCUCUGAUCCAGAAAUGAGGAAGAAGUUUGAUGAUGGAGAAGAUCCCCUGGAUGCAGAGAGCCAACAAGGAGGUGGUGGCAAUCCUUUCCACAGAAGUUGGAACUCAUGGCAAGGGUUCAAUCCCUUCAGCUCAGGAGGACCUUUUAGAUUUAAAUUCCACUUCAAUUAA
This is a messenger RNA of Pipistrellus nathusii (Nathusius's pipistrelle), 1515 nucleotides long. Lineage: Eukaryota; Metazoa; Chordata; Mammalia; Chiroptera; Vespertilionidae. The record is from the annotation of a GenBank genome assembly.